This is a messenger RNA of Pyrus x bretschneideri (Chinese white pear), 1877 nucleotides long. Its product is annotated as cytochrome P450 CYP749A22. Gene Ontology annotation, molecular function: oxidoreductase activity, acting on paired donors, with incorporation or reduction of molecular oxygen; monooxygenase activity; heme binding. The transcript is spliced from 5 exons. Lineage: Eukaryota; Viridiplantae; Streptophyta; Magnoliopsida; Rosales; Rosaceae. The record is from RefSeq and is a predicted model, not a curated record. Bases 83 to 1639 code for a protein of 518 amino acids.
AUAUUAAGAGGACUGAGCAAAAUACUUAAAUGGUGGAGUGUGUCGAAAAGCUCAGAAUGUAGGUUCAGAAAUAAGACUAAUCAUGACUUGGUUUGGAGAUCCAGACGUCAUUCUUUCAAUCUCUCUGUGUCUGUUGUUGCUUCUCUUGGUUCUCAUCAAGGUGUUUUACAAACUAUGGUGGAUUCCGAUUCGAGUUCAGAAUCGGAUGACCUCGCAGGGAAUCAAAGGCCCGUCUUACAGAUUUAUCCACGGAAACAACAAAGAAGUUGCCAGCAUGAGAAAGGAAGCCAUGAGCAGGCCCAAAAGUUUAUCACAUGAUGUAUUUUCCAUUGUUCUACCUCUUAUGCACUCAUGGACCAAGAUAUAUGGGAAGAAUUUUCUCUACUGGUAUGGUCAUCAACCUCGGUUGGUCGUUACGGAAACUGAACUGUGCAAAGAGAUACUGAUGAACAAAAAUGGAGCUUAUCAGAAAAGCAAGCUCCUAGGCGGUGUAAAGAAGCUGUUAGGAGAUGGUCUCGCGACAACAAAUGAUGGUGAAAAAUGGUCGAAACUGCGAAAGCUGGCCAACCAUGCCUUCAAUGGAGAGAGCUUAAAAAGUAUGCAUUCGGAGAUGAUAGCUAGUACUGAGACAAUGCUAGAAAGGUGGAAAAUUCAUGAAGGCGAGGAGGUUGAGGUGUUUGAAGAAUUUCGGUUGUUAACUUCAGAAGUGAUUUCUAGGACAGCUUUUGGUAGCAGCUACGUAGAAGGGAAGAACAUUUUUGACAUGUUAUUGAAGUCAUCUGCCUUAACAUUUUCAAGUUCAUUCAAACCCGGGUUUCCUGGCAUCAGUAAGUUUGUUAAAAGCAGCAGUGAGAUUGAAUUUCAGAAGCUUGAGAAAGGAAUAAGGGACUCCCUAAUGGAGAUUGUUAGAAGAAGAGAAAGGAACCCAAUAAAUCGAGAAGCAAACAAAUUUGGGAGUGAUUUCCUUGGACAACUUUUAAGGGCUCAUCACGAUACCAAUGACAAUCAAAGGAUUUCAAUGGAAGAUUUGGUUGACGAGUGCAAAACAUUUUACUUGGCUGGACACGAAAGUACUGGCACAAUGCUAGCUUGGACAGUCUUUCUUUUGGCACUCCAUCCGGAAUGGCAGGAGAAAGCAAGAAAGGAGGUCCAGCAAUUUUUCGGCAAACGAACUCCAGAUCCCAAUGGCAUUUCCAAUCUCAAAACUAUGACUAUGAUCGUGAACGAGUCUCUGAGGUUAUAUCCUCCUGUUCUUUCCGUUGUCAAUAGGAAAGUUGACAAGGAAACUAGGCUGGGAAGGCUUGUUCUUCCUGCUAAACUCCACUUGGUGAUCCCAAUUUCACCACUUCACUAUGAUCCUCAGCUGUGGGGACAGGACGUGCAGCUUUUCAAACCAGAGCGGUUCUCAGAAGGAGUUGCUAAAGCUACUAAUGAUAACAUCGCCGCAUUCUUACCCUUUGGAAUGGGACCUCGAGUUUGUGCAGGCUCAAACUUUGCCACCACUGAAGCAAAGAUUGCCCUUUCAAUGAUUCUACAACGCUACACAUUCACUCUUUCCCCAACCUAUACUCACUCGCCCUCUGCAUUCCUUACAGUCCGUCCACAACAUGGAGUUCAAAUAAUGCUACACGCACUGUGAACUGUGAAGACCAUAUUAGUUCCUGUUCUUGCAGUUCUGCAGUGUUUUUUAUUUUCUCUCAUACGCGAAGACUACAUUAUGAAAUGCUUAGUAGUUAAGUUGAAUAACAGUGUCAUUGGUUUCAGCAAUCUUCUACUCACUAUACCCAGCUGUUUUAUCUGUAGAGUAGGAAUGGUUCAAGAAACAGGAUGCCAUUUUCUGUACAAUAAAUCGUACCAUCUACUGUGUCUUUCUCCAA